AUGGGCAGCAGCUGCAAGCCGCAGCAGCAGCGAGCGGCGAAGGGGGAUGCCUGCGUCGCCGACAUCGACCCCAAGGUGGAGUGCCUCGACGGCGCCACCACCUACAUCUUCCGCCUCAGCCUCCCGGGGUUCAAGAAGGAGGACUUCAAGGUGCAGGUGGACUCCGGCGGGCGGCUGACGGUCCGCGGCGAGCGCCCCGCCGGGUACGUGCGGUUCCACAAGGUGUUCCAGCUGCCGCCGACGGCCAACCCCGACGGGGUGGCCGGCCGCUUCGACGGCGCCGUGCUGUCGCUCACCGUGCCCAAGCAGCCGCCCUGCGCCGGGGCCAUGGUGGCGGCGAGGCUGGUGUGA
Panicum virgatum (switchgrass) is the source of this 351-nucleotide messenger RNA. RefSeq names its product 17.7 kDa class I heat shock protein-like. Gene Ontology annotation, biological process: response to hydrogen peroxide; protein folding; response to heat. Bases 1 to 351 code for a protein of 116 amino acids. The transcript is spliced from 2 exons. Lineage: Eukaryota; Viridiplantae; Streptophyta; Magnoliopsida; Poales; Poaceae. The record is from RefSeq and is a predicted model, not a curated record.